Messenger RNA from Parasteatoda tepidariorum (common house spider), 3219 nucleotides. RefSeq lists its product as uncharacterized. NCBI's taxonomy places the organism in Eukaryota, Metazoa, Arthropoda, Arachnida, Araneae, Theridiidae. Gene Ontology annotation, molecular function: protein dimerization activity. The record is from RefSeq and is a predicted model, not a curated record.
UUACGCAAAUCUCAUAGUUGUUUCCAGCUAUGCUCGGAGCGGGAUGUGAUGUGUUCCGAUUUUAAAGUAAUUUGAUUUGUUUGGAAAUUGUAUGUUACCGAUCUGAGUUCAAAGGAAUACAAAUAUGUGUGACGUUUGAGUUCAAUGUAAAUGUUUAUUGUGUAGACUAGUGUGUUGGAUUCCUUAAAAAUCUGAGAAAUUAUCUCCUCUAUUUACAUACAAGUCCAAAUUAUCAGAAUCUGAUGAAUUCGAUUUAAUGAUGAGAAAAAUCCUCAGUAAAUAGUUAUCUUCUUGAUGCGGACGUUUUAGAAUCUGGUUAGAUGCGACUCACUGCAAUGUUAUGCUUUAUAAACUUGGUUGCUUCAUAGAAGGUAUCCAUUAAGAAUAUGGAAACUAAAAAAAUCUUGGAAAAGCGUAAAAAUGACGAGAAAAUUCCAGGCAAAAACCAUUAUACUAAUAAUGCUGCUGUGCGUAUACAGCGAAAUCAGGCCGAGAAGCAAAGGCGUGACCGACUCAACGACCAGAUUGCUCAGCUGGCCACUCUUGUCCCCCCAGCUGUAAAUGCCUCAAAACCUCUUGACAAAGUUAGCAUCUUGAGACUGUCAGCAUCAUGGAUGAGGCUGAAUUACAGUUGCUUGAAUGCAAAACGUUUCAAGUCUGCUGUUGUGAAUUACCUUGAUAUGCAUCAUUCUUUGGUUACGAACAUGGAUAUAUUAGAAAAAUCAAUAAAUGGUUUUAUCAUUGCCACAACAUUUACUGGAGUUGUUUUAAUGUGUUCAAGGUACUCAGAAGAAUUCAUUGGUUACCAAAAUAUAGAUCUUCUUGGUCAUCACAUUUCGAACUUCGUGCUCCCAAAAGAAAAAGAUCUACUUAUGAAAAAAAUGAGAAAUUUAAUAUCCAAGUAUAAAAAUGGAUCUUCAAAUCCUCGUAAUGUCGUUAGAGUACGUAUGCAGCAACGACCAUUACCUCGUAGCAACGAGAUGAGGUACAGAAAAAUGUCUUUCUCGCUCUCAAUACAUUCUGGCGACGAAAUGCCUCAAAGUUCUGCACCACUGAAAAAAAGCUUAAAGAUCGGACGACACAAAGAUUUUGGAGAAAGUGCUAUAAUAUUAAUAUUUGCUGAACCUGUGCAAUUAGAGCCAGACAUUGAUGUGCAAUACUUAGAACAAAGAGACUGUUACUUCACAAUACAUGGUACUCAAGGCGAAAUUAUUUUUGCUGAUCACAGAAUAUCUAUCAUGACUGGUUAUAUGCCCCGAGAUGUUUUGGGAAAUUCAGCUUAUCAGUAUAUUCAUUGUUCAGAUGUGCCAAUAGCUCUCUUUGCCCAAAAAGCUAUGUUUGCAAGCAGUGAUGGAACUGGAAUAAUAACUUACAGACUUCGGAUUCGUAACUCAAGUUACAUAUAUCUGCAAACCAAGGGCCAGAUUAGAUAUAAAGACUCAACAAAGGAAGUUCGCCAAUUUAUCUGUUGCAACAUUUUGUUAAGUGAUGAAGAUGGUAAUCGAGAACUUAAGAAAUUUCAAGAUAGAUAUGCCCCGCAACUCAAAGAAUCAAAAAUUACACUUCAAGAAAUUAAAUCACCGACUAAAUCAAUAAUCACAGCUAAUGUUGACAGCGGCGCUACCAGAAAUACUCCAGUUGAGCAUGAAAACAUCAAACAAAAAAGCUGCCCCCAAGUAACCAAUGGUUCUUUCUCUGAUGUACCUAUGGACAUGGAGGAACCAAACACAACUGAUAAUACAAAAAAUAGUAGUGUUUAUUUAGACUUGAGCAAAGUUAACUACAAUGAAGAACGAAAUCACUCGUUAUCUUCAAGCUCUGAAAUUUGCUCCCUUAGCUCUGCUGAUAAUUCUCUCAUGGCUAAUACAUUUAGUUGUGAUAGUCAGGCAUUUCAAAUAAUGAACUACAAUAAAGCUGUGUCACCAGAAGCAUUGAGCUGUAAUGUACAACGUAAUAACACGCUUUCGAGCUUUGAUCUCAUGAGUCCCGUACAAUCUAUGUCAUCCUCGACUGAUGCUUAUGCUGAACCUGUAAUCCAGGAGAAUGAUGAUUUUCCUGUCAUUGUAAAUUCUAACUUUCUUACAUCAGACUUACUUUUGACUCCCGAUGAUUAUACUUGUUAUGAUACUGAAAAACCUUUUUUCCAAUCUCAAAAGUGUACUAGUUCCGAAGUUAAUUGCACGCAGAACCAACUCCAGGAGAACGUUGGCUCGUUCAAUGUGUCCGACAAUAUUGAAAUGGUUGCAGACGACUUUUUGAUACCCCAAGAUGUACUUCAGAAUUAUGCGACCAUCAACUCCGAGUCUUUGAAUAUUCCUGAUGGAACUUUUGCACGCUUUGAAAACGGCCACGGAAAUGUAAAUAGUUACGUUAGUCAAAAUCACUUCUCCACUUUCAAUCCAAAAAUUACCUUUGCUGGUGAUAGCCAAUCAGCGUUGAACAUGAGAAUGGUAAAUGCUGCCAUCAAAUCGAUUCCUGAUAAUAACUCCCAAGCAAACAUCGAUUUAAGUUUUCUUGACAAUACUGUUGAAAACAUGGCGCUGCUUAGUGAUUUGAGUGAUUUCUAUGAAAAUGCCAUGCCUUUCACGAAGGCAAACCAUAAUAAUCAGUUUCAAACGGAAACUGCAAGCUCUGUUUCUGGUACAGAAAUGAAUUGUGACAUUGUUUUAAAUGAUACUAAUUGUACUGGCGGACUUGGGUUAGUCACGCAAACUAGCUCAGAUAUACAUAUCAGUAAUAACGCACAUUCACCCGAGAAAUUUAAUAAUUGUUCACGUGAAUCAUAUUUUACAUCUGAUAAUGAUAAUUCUGUGGGAGCUAAUGGAAUGAGGACAUUUAAUGCUGACUAUUUUCAAACUCAUGAUUGGCAGAUGAAGGAAGAUAAAAUCCCUAGCACCUCCACCAAACAGAAGAUUAACGAUCACAUUUACAGCCAAUUUCAAACAAAUGUAGCUAUCCGUAAUGAUGGUAGAGUUUACAAAGUGUCAAGAAAAGGAUUGAAUCAUCUCCAUCCCAGCAUGAAUUCACAAUCAACAUUGAAUCACGCACAAAAUGAAUAUGUCGCUGAUUUGGAUAAUCAGUCAAGAUCUUCUCUGUGUCCAACUUUUCAGGAAAGCAUGUUUGAAAAUAUAAAGUGAAACCCUUGGAUAUUAUGAACUUGGAUAUUAUGAACUCGAAGAAACCACGGUAAUAAAAAUUUCACUUUAUUGGAAACGCUGA